UACGUGACUGCUUAUACAAGUCCAAACUACAGACACGAAAGUCGGUUUUACCGCAGUUUUGACCAUCACCAACUACUGUUUUGUAAAAUGGCUGAAGAAGAAGCACUCCGCGCUGCCGAAUUAAGAAAGAAAAGAACUUUCCGUACUUUCGCCUACCGCGGUGUUGAGCUCGAGAAGCUCUUGGACCUUUCUGCUGAGGAAUUGAUUGAAUUGUUCCCUGCUCGUCUUCGCCGUCGUAUGCUCCGUGGUCUUGGAGCUGGUGCUUCUCGCUUCAUCAAGAAGCUCCGUCAAGCCAAGGCUGAGGCUCCCUUGAACGAGAAGCCUGCCGUUGUCAAGACUCAUUUGCGUUCCAUGAUUGUCCUUCCUGAAAUGGUUGGCUCUCUUGUCGGUAUCUACAACGGUAAGCUUUUCAACCAAGUUGAAAUCCGUCCUGAAAUGAUUGGCCAUUACUUGGGUGAAUUCUCCAUCUCUUACAAGCCCACCAGACACGGUCGCCCUGGUAUUGGUGCUACUAACAGCUCUCGUUUCAUUCCUCUUAAGUAAGGAAAUCGAAAAGAGCAUAUGCGAAAACGCGGAAAAAGCUGGAUAUAUGGUUGGUUAUGUUCAAGCUCUUGCUUCCUAUAUACAUCUUUCCAUGUUUUUGUAUAUUCGCAUAAAAAUAUUUCCCUUUUCUAUGAAAUGGUAAAGUUGGCUCAGG
This is a messenger RNA of Schizosaccharomyces octosporus yFS286, 697 nucleotides long. Its product is annotated as 40S ribosomal protein S15. Gene Ontology annotation, biological process: translation; ribosomal small subunit assembly. The record is from RefSeq and is a predicted model, not a curated record. Gene Ontology annotation, molecular function: structural constituent of ribosome; RNA binding. The transcript has a single exon. Lineage: Eukaryota; Fungi; Ascomycota; Schizosaccharomycetes; Schizosaccharomycetales; Schizosaccharomycetaceae. The coding region runs from base 88 to 543 and encodes 151 amino acids. Gene Ontology annotation, cellular component: cytosolic small ribosomal subunit; ribosome.